Molecule: messenger RNA, 2673 nt
Organism: Trichechus manatus latirostris (Florida manatee)
Lineage: Eukaryota; Metazoa; Chordata; Mammalia; Sirenia; Trichechidae
Gene: OPHN1
Product: oligophrenin 1
Exons: 25
Coding region: 165-2576 (803 amino acids)
Biological process (GO): synaptic vesicle endocytosis; actin cytoskeleton organization; regulation of endocytosis
Cellular component (GO): terminal bouton; dendritic spine; cytoplasm
Molecular function (GO): GTPase activator activity; protein binding
Source: RefSeq, a predicted model, not a curated record
UGUCAGGGGAAGAGAAGCCUAGGGGGAAUGCUGUUUGCUGGGUAAUACCCGGCUGGGAUCCUGCUGCUUUAGUUCGCUCUCCCGGUCACCUGAGCUACUGCUGGGCCGCCCGUUUCCUGCACUGACCAGCCAUCUCUACUCAAGAGCCUCAUCGGAACAGAACCAUGGGGCAUCCCCCGCUGGAGUUCAGCGAUUGUUACCUGGACAGCCCAGAUUUCCGCGAGAGACUCAAGUGCUAUGAGCAGGAGCUGGAGAGGACCAACAAAUUCAUCAAAGAUGUGAUCAAAGAUGGCAACGCGCUUAUCAGCGCUAUGAGAAGUUACUCUUCUGCUGUUCAGAAAUUUUCCCAGACUCUGCAGUCAUUUCAGUUUGAUUUCAUUGGGGACACUCUGACUGACGACGAGAUUAACAUCGCUGAAUCCUUCAAAGAAUUUGCUGAAUUGCUCAAUGAAGUAGAAAACGAGAGGAUGAUGAUGGUACACAAUGCUAGUGAUUUGCUGAUCAAGCCCCUGGAAAAUUUCCGGAAGGAGCAAAUAGGCUUUACCAAGGAGCGGAAAAAAAAAUUUGAAAAGGAUGGUGAGAGGUUUUAUUCUUUACUGGACCGCCACUUGCAUCUAUCUUCCAAAAAGAAAGAAGCCCAGUUACAAGAGGCAGACCUCCAGGUGGACAAGGAGAGACACAAUUUCUUUGAGUCCUCUCUUGAUUAUGUUUAUCAAAUCCAAGAAGUUCAGGAGUCCAAGAAGUUCAAUAUUGUGGAGCCAGUUUUGGCUUUUCUUCACAGCCUCUUCAUUUCCAACAGCCUGACUGUGGAGCUCACACAGGACUUCCUCCCAUACAAACAACAGCUCCAGCUCAGCUUGCAGAAUACAAGAAAUCAUUUCUCCAGUACCCGGGAAGAAAUGGGAGAACUUAAGAGAAGGAUGAAAGAAGCUCCCCAAACAUGCAAACUGCCAGGACAGCCAACCAUUGAAGGCUAUCUUUAUACGCAAGAAAAAUGGGCUUUGGGAAUAUCCUGGAUGAAAUAUUACUGCCAGUAUGAGAAAGAGACCAAGACUCUCACCAUGAUGCCUAUGGAGCAGAAGCCAGGUGCUAAGCAGGGGCCCUUGGACUUCACCCUGAAGUACUGUGUGAGAAGGAAGACAGAGUCUAUCGACAAGAGGUUCUGUUUUGACAUAGAAACUAAUGAAAGGCCGGGAACCAUCACUCUGCAAGCCCUUUCUGAAGCUAACAGAAGGCUAUGGAUGGAGGCCAUGGAUGGAAAAGAACCUAUCUACCACAGCCCCAUAACAAAACAGGAAGAAAUGGAGCUGAAUGAAAUGGGGUUCAAGUUUGUUAGAAAGUGCAUCAAUGUCAUUGAGGCCAAAGGGAUCAAGACAGAGGGGCUGUACCGCACCGUGGGCAGCAAUAUUCAGGUUCAGAAGCUGCUGAAUGCCUUUUUUGAUCCCAAAUGCCCAGGAGAUAUUGAUUUUCAUAACAGUGACUGGGACAUUAAGACAAUCACCAGCUCCUUGAAAUUCUACCUCAGGAAUCUUUCUGAACCUGUCAUGACCUAUAGACUGCACAAAGAACUGGUCUCUGCUGCCAAAUCUGACAACCUGGAUUACCGGCUGGGAGCUAUUCACUCCCUGGUAUAUAAGCUACCAGAAAAUAACCGAGAGAUGCUGGAACUUCUUAUAAGACACUUGGUCAAUGUGUGUGAGCACAGCCAAGAGAAUCUUAUGACCCCCUCCAACAUGGGCGUGAUCUUUGGGCCCACCCUGAUGAGAGCUCAGGAGGACACUGUGGCCGCCAUGAUGAACAUCAAAUUCCAGAACAUCGUGGUAGAAAUCCUAAUUGAACACUUUGAUAAGAUCUAUUCAGGUCCACCUGAGGAAAGUACUGCACCCCCAGUGCCUCCGCCUCGAGUGACGGCUAGAAGACACAAACCAAUCACAAUUUCAAAGCGGUUGCUACGAGAAAGGACAGUUUUCUAUACUUCUUCCCUGGAUGAAAGUGAAGAUGAAAUCCAACAUCAAACACCUAAUGGUACUAUCACCAGCAGCAUAGAACCCCACAAGCUGCCACAAUACCCCAAACUACCUAUUCAGAAGUUUGGGGAAGCUGAUCCUGGGAGGAAGUCCCCAAGCAGGCCAAUUUCAGAUAGCAAGUUGGAGCCCUGCCCUGAGGUGGACGUGGGGAAGUUGGUAUCCAGGCUGCAGGAUGGAGGGACCAAGACCACCCUAAAGGCCACCAACGGACCAGUGUCAGGCCCUGGGCCCACCAAGGUCUCCUCUUUCCACAUAAAGAGACCAGCUCCCCGGCCCCUGGCUCAACACAAGGAGGGGGACUCUAACAGUUUUAGCAAAGUACGGCCUCUAGGAGAAAAGCCAACCAUCCUCCGUCCCCCGGUGAGGCCUCCAGACCCUCCCUGUCGAGCAGCUACUCCCCAGAAGCCAGAACUAAAGCCAGAUAUUGUGGCUGGCAGUGCAGAGGAGAUCCCAUCAUCCGUGGUGGCUUCCAGGACCAGGUUCUUUGAAACAGCCUCUCGGAAAACAGGAAGUUCGUCUCAAGGCAGACUUCCUGGAGAUGAGAGUUGAGGCCACAGGUUUUAAAAACCUUGGCCUUCGGAGACCCUUUCCAGCUUCUGAAAUUCUUCAAACACUUGCGUGCUGAGUAAUUUUGUGCUGAAGAGCA